This is a messenger RNA of Xenopus laevis (African clawed frog), 2913 nucleotides long. It is a transcript of the gene rbms2.S, whose product is annotated as RNA binding motif single stranded interacting protein 2 S homeolog. The transcript has 14 exons. Gene Ontology annotation, molecular function: RNA binding; nucleic acid binding. The coding region runs from base 377 to 1681 and encodes 434 amino acids. The record is from RefSeq and is a predicted model, not a curated record. Gene Ontology annotation, cellular component: ribonucleoprotein complex. Lineage: Eukaryota; Metazoa; Chordata; Amphibia; Anura; Pipidae.
GGUAGGGGAGUAGGACUCUCCCUUUUAUUGUCCAAUCUGCUUAAACAUUCCCAUGACAACAGCUCUCUGUUUACCAUCCCCAUAGAGGAGACGCUUUAACCCCAGGCUGUCGCCGAUCCCACCUAUUUGCCUUUAAUGGUACAUGCGGAAGCUGAGUUUGCCUGCAGCAUCACCCAGGUUUUGGGACAGCCCAUCGUAUGUGGGUGGGGUUUCGUGUAGCCACAGCUCUGCCUUUCUGCUUUUUGUUAAUGAAAGUUACAGGAUCGUUAUUUUCCGGCCUUUCUAGUUGAUUCAGUAGUGAGUGGAGCCCCGAUCUGACACUCGCCGACGCCUUGUGUUGCUGGAGCACUAGGAGCAGGGCCAGGUGUUUGGGCCAAUGCUGGAGGAGCUGCUGGCUCACACUGGCCACAUACGACGCGUACUAGUAACUCGGGAGUGCGACUCUCGUACAUCGGCUGGGAGUGUGGGAGAGCACAGGAUGAUAUUCUCCAGUGUCCCCAUGAGGAUCCCCAGCGGGAAGCUGACCUAUGUUUCGGCAGCGCAGCACAUGGCUCCUCCCAGCCCCAGUAACAGCAGUGGUGGUGGAGAAGGAGGAGGUGGUGGAGGAGGGGAACAGUUAAGCAAAACCAACCUGUACAUCAGAGGGCUUCAUCCUAGCACCACAGACCAAGACCUGGUGAAACUCUGUCAGCCGUAUGGAAAGAUUGUCUCUACCAAGGCUAUUUUAGACAAGACAACUAACAAAUGUAAAGGAUAUGGGUUUGUGGAUUUUGAUAGCCCUGGAGCAGCCCAGAAGGCAGUAACAGCUCUAAAAGCAAGCGGCGUGCAAGCCCAGAUGGCAAAGGUGACUAGCAAUCUCUCCACACAUACAUUUAGACAUCAACAAGAGCAGGACCCCACAAACUUGUACAUUUCCAACUUGCCGGUCAGUAUGGAUGAGCAGGAGCUGGAGUCCUUGCUGAAGUCAUUUGGGCAGGUUAUUUCCACUCGUAUCCUACGUGAUGCCAGUGGGACCAGCCGAGGGGUCGGCUUUGCAAGAAUGGAAUCCACAGAGAAAUGUGAAGCUGUGAUUAGUCACUUUAAUGGGAAAUAUAUCAAGACUCCUCCUGGGGUUCCAGCUCCCCAGGAACCAUUACUUUGUAAGUUUGCAGAUGGUGGACAGAAAAAGAGGCAAACCCAGGGAAAGUACAUUCAAAAUGGUCGUGGCUGGGGGAGAGAGGGAGAAACGGGUGGCAUGACCUUGACAUAUGACCCUACAACAGCGUUGCAGAAUGGGUUCUACACUGCCCCAUACAGUAUUGCCCCAAAUCGGGUGAUAGCUCAGGCGGCUCUAUCUCCCUACCUGCCGUCACCUGUAUCUUCUUAUCAGGUUCACAAUCCUUCCUGGAUGCCUCAUCAAUCUUACCUCAUGCAGCCUACAGGAACUGUCCUUACUCCCACUAUGGACCAUGCUAUUUCCAUCCAGCCUGCUUCCAUGAUGGGACCUCUGACUCAACAGCUGGGACACCUAUCGCUCGGCAGCACUGGAGCGUAUAUGGCAGCUGCAGCCGCUAUGCAGGGGCCUUACAUCCCCCAGUACCAGUCCGUGCCUUCCACUGUCUCCAUAGAGGAGAGCAGCGGGCAGCCUCAACAAGUUGCCGUGGAAUCUACCACAGAACAUGCCACGUAUUCGUACCAGUGAAAACAGUACCUGAGGGUUUGAGUGAGAAACUCUGUCAGCGCUGGAAGUGACAAGAUGAACUUUGCAGGGCUGAAUAUGCAGCUGUGCUGAACCUCGGGAAAAUGGCAAAAAAAAAACAAGGGGAGGGAAGGGUGAUUUAAAAAACCCAAUUUAUUUUUUCUUUCUUUCUUUUGCAAAGAAGCAUUUUUACUGCAAUAAACUUAAAACUUCCAAGGAACCAAAGCAGCUAUAAAAAAAAAAGAAACUUAAUAAAUCAUACGGAACCGGAACAGACUUACAAAUCUUGACUGAAAGACAAAAAGUUAAAAAAAAAUGCAAAAAAAAAACAAAAAACAAAACAAACAAAAACAAAAUUCUAUUUUAAUAAGAGGAUUUUUUUUGUCAUUUUUUUACCGUAGAAUAUUUUUUUUCUUCUUAAUUUAAAUGCGUUUCAUACGUGAAAAGCGCAGUAACAGGACACAAGACGAUGGAUCAUUUGCAAAACAGAAACUGCAAAGGGGAAGUUGCAAUUUUGCUGCCUGACACCAUUUUUUCACAUCAUACUUUUGUGGACUAUUUGGAACUUGUUUUUUUGUUUAUUAUUAUUUUUCUUUCUUUUUUUUUUUUUAAAAGAAAAGAAGUUAUAUGCAAAAGAUGUUUUUGAAAAGGGGGUUUAUAAGUAUUUGGUUUGUGAGUUUGGAGUUGUUACAGUCCCUCUCGUGGAUUGCCUACCUUAUCUGAAGGGAAGCCACUUCAAAGCAGGCCAAAAAUGGAUGCCAUGUGACAGCUGUUGAACUAGUGGGACGGAAGGUGAAAGAAACAGGAGAGCUUAUGCCACAAGCCCCUACUUAAUAUGGUGAGAUGUGCAGCCAGCACUGUUCAUUUCAACAGGAUACAGUACUUGGAUCAGCUUGGUUUGGAAUGAUACAUAACAUAGUUAUAGUGGCUUCGGGAGGAAAACAAAAGGUGCAGGGAAGCUGUAAGAAUUGAAUGAAGUUGUUCCAGCUUUACACCUGUUUGCUUUAUGUUUUCUUUAGUGAUUGUCAUCCAGCCCUGGGUGUAUACUUAGCAAAAUCAUUAUUUGGUAUACGUGGAAAGGAUGCAAAAAGUCUGCCUGGCUUUUGCAGGCAUGGUGGUGGUGGUGGGGGUUAUAUUGUAACACAGACAAAGUUUGCCUCAGUCCAGCAACUUACAGGAACCAAUCAGUGUCUGCUUUCAUUAUUGCAACUGAAUAAAAAGAACUGGUGAUUGGU